Messenger RNA from Neohortaea acidophila, 1376 nucleotides. RefSeq names its product Rad51-domain-containing protein. The transcript is spliced from 3 exons. Bases 122 to 1171 code for a protein of 349 amino acids. Gene Ontology annotation, cellular component: condensed nuclear chromosome. The record is from RefSeq and is a predicted model, not a curated record. Gene Ontology annotation, biological process: double-strand break repair via homologous recombination; chromosome organization involved in meiotic cell cycle; DNA strand invasion. Lineage: Eukaryota; Fungi; Ascomycota; Dothideomycetes; Mycosphaerellales; Teratosphaeriaceae. Gene Ontology annotation, molecular function: ATP hydrolysis activity; DNA strand exchange activity; ATP-dependent DNA damage sensor activity.
GGUCCGUGCUUCUCUCCCGCGUUGCCUAGAACGCGUCUGUCUUGCCAGUGGCGACUUCGCAUGUUCCUUCACUGUUGACUUCCCAUCCUCAUUUUCAAUCACUCAGCUAGCAUCGCCGAAAAUGAGUGCCGAGGAAGAACAGUCCCAGUCAGGUUAUGAUGAUGGCCUGGCAGGCGGACCCGGUGCACCGACGCCGCUGUCCGCGCUGGAGGGCAUUGCAGGACUCACGAAACGCGACAUCCAGUUGUUCAUAGAUGGCGGGUACAACACGGUGGAGUCGGUGGCAUACACGCCCCGCAAGAUUCUCGAGCAGAUCAAAGGCAUCUCGGAGCAGAAGUCGACCAAGAUUCUAAGCGAAGCGUCCAAGCUGGUUCCAAUGGGCUUCACUACCGCCACGGAAAUGCAUGCACGCCGCUCGGAGCUCAUCUCCAUUACUACCGGCUCCAAACAGCUCGACACACUGCUUGCCGGCGGGAUAGAAACUGGCAGCAUCACGGAAGUGUUUGGCGAGUUUCGCACUGGCAAGUCCCAGAUCUGUCACACUCUCGCCGUCACCUGUCAGUUGCCUUUCGACAUGGGUGGAGGCGAAGGCAAAUGUCUGUACAUCGACACCGAAGGCACCUUCCGUCCCGUCCGUCUUCUCGCCGUGGCAGAACGCUACGGCCUGAAUGGAGAAGAAGUACUGGACAAUGUGGCAUAUGCCCGAGCAUACAACUCUGAGCACCAACUUCAGCUUCUCAAUCAAGCAGCAACAAUGAUGACGGAAACUCGCUUCUCGCUCCUCAUCGUGGACAGCGCCACAUCCCUCUACCGAACAGACUUCAUGGGUCGAGGAGAACUCAGCAGUCGCCAAACGCACCUUGCCAAGUUCAUGCGUACGCUGCAACGCCUGGCGGAUGAAUUUGGUAUCGCCGUAGUCAUCACCAACCAGGUCGUUGCACAGGUCGAUGGAGGGCCUUCUGCAAUGUUCAACCCAGACCCCAAGAAGCCCAUUGGCGGGAACAUCAUCGCCCACGCGUCCACUACUCGCCUGUCGUUGAAGAAGGGCCGGGGUGAGACGAGAAUCUGCAAGAUCUACGACUCGCCUUGCUUGCCUGAAUCCGACUGCAUGUUUGCUAUCACCGCGGAAGGAAUCGGCGAUCCCAGUCCCAAAGAUCUAGAGAAGGACUGAGAGGUGUGAAGGUUGUUUGCCACCCACUUUGCUCGGGUGGUACGAGGAGCCAUGAAAGAGCAAAGGCGUAUACUACAGAGCUGCUGAUGAGUUGAUGGCUUGGAGUUGGGGCAUGGCGGAGAUCGGAGUCGGGCAGAAGUGGCUAUACCCUGUAUUAUGAUUUGCUGCGCGGAAUAGCUCUGUCGCAUUUAGCGUUCACUUUGAC